AGUACAAUCCCCAUUUCCCCUUCAUUUCUCCACUCUCUGCUUUGUUUCUUCCUAUCCCUCAAUCAUGUUAGCCAAAGGCCAACGUCCGGUCAUCGGAAGGUUAUCGGAGCUCCUCGUCUCCCGCUGCCGUCCAGCCUUCCUCGACACCGGCGCCCCCAGCCCCACUUCCCAUUUCGACCUCUCCCCUUCUCCUAGACCCACCAAUUUCAAAAAUUACACCGCCGCCGUCGGACUCGGCAUCGUCGCCGCCCUCGAUACCUCCACCUCUGGUGUCCGUGGAUGUGAAAUUCUAGUUAAACACGCCGUUUGUACCCCUAAAUUGAACUCCCCUCGCCGCCCUGCUCCGAUCCCGAUUGGAUUGGCCGGUGGGUCGUUUUCGCCGGAGGAAGACGACGACGAAGAACUCGACAAUUUGGAGGAAAAUUACACUUACGUUACCACACGUGGUCCUCUCGAAUCCUCCACACGUGUGUACUACGACGGUGGUCUUGUCGCCGCCGCCAAGAAAUCGCCUCCAACGCUGGUAUUCGCAGAUCAAACUCCGCCGCGUCGGGCCCCUGAUUUCCUCCGAUCGUGUCAUUUAUGUGGGAAAAAUCUAGAGGGCAAAGACAUAUACAUGUACAGAGGGGAAAUGGCGUUUUGUAGUACGGAGUGCCGGUCGAGUCAAAUAAUGAAGGAUGAGAAGAAGGAACGGUGUCGAUCAGAGGCGAGAUCGGGAAUGGAGACGGUGUCGGAGUCGCCCAUUAACAGAGGGAUUUUUUCGACUGGAAUUCUUGCAAUUUAGGUAAAAAAAAAUUAGUAGAGGAAGAGGAAGAGGAAGAAGAAGGCGAAAGCCAUAGCAAAGUAUAUAGAAACUUAGACACGGCUAAUAGUUUGGUUUUUGAUUAUUGUAUACGUAAAUGACCAGUGGGGUGACAAAUUAUUUUACCCACUUUCUUGUUUAUGACAAUAAUUAAAUAGAGUAAAGUCAAAAAAGAAAAAAAUUUUGGA
Molecule: messenger RNA, 990 nt
Organism: Benincasa hispida (wax gourd)
Lineage: Eukaryota; Viridiplantae; Streptophyta; Magnoliopsida; Cucurbitales; Cucurbitaceae
Product: cyclin-dependent kinase, putative (DUF581)
Source: RefSeq, a predicted model, not a curated record